ACAGCAGGAUGGCGGCUUGCUUGAAACUUUUCAUAACUUUCUAUUAUUGUACCUGUUUUAUGAUUGCUGGUGUUGUAGAUGGAAAACCAAAUUUUGUCAUAUUGCUUAUGGAUGAUAUGGGAUGGGGUGACCUUGGGGUGUUUGGAGAACCCAACAAGGAAACACCGUUUCUUGACAAAAUGGCUGCUGAAGGAAUGAUCUUUCCUGACUUUUAUUCAGCUAAUCCUUUGUGUUCACCUUCCAGAGCAGCAUUACUGUCAGGACGGUUACCUAUAAGGAAUGGAUUCUACACAACUAAUGCACAUGCUAGAAAUGCUUAUACACCUCAGAUAAUAACAGGUGGGAUACCAGAUUCUGAGAUUUUGUUGCCAGAAGUUCUCAAGAAGCUUGGAUAUAGAAACAAACUUAUUGGAAAAUGGCAUUUAGGUCACAGGCCACAAUAUCAUCCAUUGAAGCACGGUUUUGAUGAAUGGUUUGGUGCACCCAACUGUCAUUUUGGACCCUAUAAUGACAUUGAUACACCAAAUAUACCAGUUUAUAAAGAUGCUGAAAUGGCUGGCAGAUACUAUGAAGAAUUUGCAAUUGACAGGAAAACUGGGGAAUCAAACUUAACUAAGAUGUAUUUAAAUGAAGCUCAGAAGUUUAUAAAGAAACAAGCAGCGAAGAAGGAAUCAUUCUUUUUGUACUGGGCUGCUGAUGCAACACAUGAUCCUUUAUAUGCCUCAUCAAAUUUCCUAGGGACAAGUAAUAGAGGACUGUAUGGAGAUGCAGUUAAGGAACUUGAUUAUUCUGUAGGACAGAUUUUACAGUCGUUGAUUGAUAAUGGUGUAGAUAAAAAUACUGUAGUAUUCUUCUCUUCUGACAAUGGAGCUGCUACUUAUGCCAAAACAGGUGGUGGAAGCAAUGGUCCUUUCUUGUGUGGGAAACAAACAACAUUUGAAGGUGGUAUGAGAGAGCCAACGAUUGCCUGGUGGCCUGGAGUUGUUCAACCAGGAAAGGUAUCUCAUCAAGUUGGUUCUCUGAUGGAUUUGUACACAACUUUCAUUGAGUUAGCAGGAGGAUCUAUACCUACAGACAGAGAAGUGGAUGGAAUUAGUCUGAAGGAUGUCUUACUUAACAAUACAGUCAAAGAUAGGCCAUUGUUUUAUUAUCGAGGGAAUGAGCUUAUGGCAGUAAGAGUUGGCUUGUAUAAGGCACAUCUUUGGACAUGGACUAACUCAAUGAAAGAAUUUAAUGCAGGAAUAAAUUUUUGUCCAGGUGAAGAAAUUGAAGGUGUCACUACUCAUGAACAGAUGAAUAACACAAACCAGCCAUUAUUGGUUCACAUCGGCAGAGAUCCUGGUGAAAAGUAUAUGAUAAGACCAAAUUCAGAAGAAUACAAAAAAGUUAUGCCUGUAUUAAUGGAGCAAGUAAAUAAACACAAAAAGAACCUAGUACCAGGGAAACCUCAGCUCAACAUGUGUGACAGAUCUGUUAUGAACUGGUCUCCACCUGGCUGUGAGAAAUUUAAAUGUCUACAAGGACCAUCACCUGCUCCGUAUAAAUGUAGCUGGCCUCAUUAAUACUGUGUCUGGUGUGAUGUAUAAAAGUUCUCAGUAGGCUAAAGGAUUAUUACGAAGAAGUGUAAUUGAAUAAUGAAAUCGUCUUCCAGAAGUCAACAAAUGUUGCCAAUGUGGGAAUUUAAUGUUACAAAUGUAGGAAAUUUAAUGUUGCAAAUGUAGGAAAAUUUAAUGUUGCAAAUGUGGAAAAUUUAAUGUUGCAAAUGUAAGAAAUUUAAUGUUGCUAAUGUGGGAAAUUUAAUGUUGCAAAUGUGGAAAAUUUAAUGUUGCAAAUGUAAGAAAUUUAAUGUUGCUAAUGUGGGAAAUUUAAUGUUGCAAAUGUGAAAAAUUUAAUGUUGCAAAUGUAGGAAAUUUAAUGUUGCAAAUGUAGGAAAUUUGAUGUUGCAAAUGUAGGAAGUUUAAUGUUGCAAAUGUAGGAAAUUUAAUGUUGCAAAUGUGGAAAAUUUAAUGUUGCAAAUGUGGGAAAUUUUAUGUAUCAAAUGUGGAAAAUUUAAUAUUUUUUAGGGAUCUUUUUAUUCCUUUACAUUAGUAUUAUGUAGUUAGGUGUAUAUUCCAUGGUUUGUUAAUGUGAUAUGUUUGUUACUGAAAACUUAAAAAAAUGAAUUUAUAAUUUUUGUUUUAGAAUCUAAUGGAUUGGUGUACAUUAAAAGAUUUUAAGCUAUUGCUUGUUAAUAUCCAUGGUGUAGGACAUUGUUUAUUAAACAGUUUAUAAUUAUUAUAUUACAACAAUUAUUUUAUUAUAUAAAUUAGUAUGAAAAAGAGACAGGAACAUACAAUGUACAUACAAUACUAGGUAAACUGCUAAGCUUCAAAGUUCAAAUGAGACAUGAUACAAGAAUACCACUUUGAUUUUAGUAAAUUACUUUGAAGUUAAUAUGGGGCCAUCACAAUUUAUAGGUUUAUUUUGUUGCGUAUGGUAAUACUAGAUCUGUAUAU
Mytilus trossulus (common blue mussel) is the source of this 2495-nucleotide messenger RNA. RefSeq names its product N-acetylgalactosamine-6-sulfatase-like. Gene Ontology annotation, molecular function: arylsulfatase activity. The transcript has 14 exons. The record is from RefSeq and is a predicted model, not a curated record. NCBI's taxonomy places the organism in Eukaryota, Metazoa, Mollusca, Bivalvia, Mytilida, Mytilidae. Bases 9 to 1562 code for a protein of 517 amino acids.